Molecule: messenger RNA, 3056 nt
Organism: Notolabrus celidotus (New Zealand spotty)
Lineage: Eukaryota; Metazoa; Chordata; Actinopteri; Labriformes; Labridae
Gene: tnmd
Product: tenomodulin
Exons: 8
Coding region: 215-1198 (327 amino acids)
Biological process (GO): negative regulation of angiogenesis; negative regulation of endothelial cell proliferation
Source: RefSeq, a predicted model, not a curated record
UAGUGGAGUGUGCAGACUGACAGACUGAGGAACAAAAGGAGACAGCAGGUUCUUUUUGGUGCUUCACAAAUAUCGCUGAAUAGAUCAGCAUCAGCACUAUCUUGGUACAAUUACAUUUCUUUGCCUGCAAACUUUGUCCUCCAAGCAGGAAUACUUCAAAGGUAGAGAAUCACUCUGGUUUUCACCCAGCACACUCCCAAAUUACAGCAGAGGAAUGAAGCUGGGGCUCUUUGCCUUGCAGAGCAUAUUUUUUCCCCUGCUAAGACCAUCGGAAAGAUUCCUCCUGCAGGCUUGCAUCAUGGAGGCUGGAAGUCAAUCUAGCAGUCAACAGAUUCUGUGGAAAGAUGUUGAGGCUGUAAAAGAGAAGAAGGCCAAGUUCCACAUCUACCAGCGAGUGGCUCUGGCUCUGGCGCUGGUCUUCAUCCUUCUGGGUCUCUGUAUUUUCAGCCUGAGGUAUCUGUGGAGCCCCAGUCUGGGGAAGGUGUACGACCAUCAGUACAAAGCCAUGCUGGAUGGCGUGGAGACCGACAGCAUGAUGGAGAUUGACCCAGGUCAGAGCAUUGAGAUCUUCAGAAUGGGAAACGGGAGCAAGGAGGUUGUGGAGGUGCACGACUUCAAGAAUGGAAUCACUGGGAUCCGGUUUGCUGAACAUCAGAGGUGCUACAUCAGGACCCAAACCAGAAAGCUACCCACAGUGGCAGAGGUGGAGGCUGAGGACACGGAGUCAGUGCAGGUGGAUGAGAUGGAGACUAUGGCUAUGAAGGUGGAUGACUCCCAAGUGUGGGUUCCUGCCGAGGAGCCCAUCGUUAACCCAACCUUCCUCUUUGACUCCAAGAUCUGGGAGAUUUGCCAGGAGCUGCCCAUCCACUGGAUCCAUCCUUCCCUCCUCACCGAUGCUGAGGAGGGAAAUGUGGACACGCCGGACGUAGAGGUCACGGGUCAGCGUUUUGCCCGAGACGUCCUGGACCACCCUGCAGUACAUGACUAUAGAGACGUCGGAAUCGAGCUGGACAACCGUCUGGACGAGCAAGGCUAUUGCUGCCAGUACUGUCGCCGUGGUUACCGCUACUGCCGCCGCUACCACGAGCCCCUGGGCGGUUUCAACCCGUGGCCAUACUACUACCAAGGAGGCCGAGUCAUCUGUCAGGUUGUCAUGCCGUGCAACUGGUGGAUCGCCCGCAUGCUGGGGAGGAUCUGAGAGGGCAAGCCCUGUCUGAGGUUUUAAAGUGUUUAUGUUGAUGAAGAUGCAGAUCCUCUUUUUGAUAAAUAUUACAGACCACAUGGGAAAGCAAAGUAGUCCAUUAAACACAGUUAUUAUCCAGUCUGAAGAUUGGCCCAUUGAGUUGUAGUCAUUCUAAAUAGUCUAAAAGUUAUUGAAGUGCUGUUGGUUCUGUCUUAAGAGGCAUUGGUUGUUAACAGCUGUCUAAUUUUCUUUGCCUAGCUACCCACUUAGUAUCCCUGCUAUUUGAUCCUGUUGAAUGGGUGCAAUUUAGUUUGGAAGGUGCCAUCAGAAACUCUUCUGCUUUACAAAAACACUCCAGCACUGUUUGUCCUUUAUUAAUGAAGCAUUCAUUUUAUAUUUUAUGCGUUAAAUAACACUUGUUUUUUUCAUAUUGUAUGCAUGAAAAUGUACAUAGAGCCUAACAAUAUAUAUAUGUAACACUAUGAACUGUGGAUAAAAACUUUCUCUAUACUAACUCAAAUUCUACAAAAGCACAAGACCCUGUGAAGAUGGAUGACAUGUAUCCAGCUCCUCCUGUUGUACAAAAGUGAAGCCAAUGAUCACCAUGAUGGACGCUGCCAUAUUGCAUUUGUGAUGAUGUUUCGAGCCAGACUCUGAUGUCCUGCCCCUUCCACUAAACCAAAACACACAUUUAACUCUCAGAUAACACGUCAAAGAUCCCUCAGAUCGGUGCAUCCACUGCAGAUUUUUGUGGCGGUUUGAAGCAGACACUCUGGGCUAAGUAAAGUUGAAUGACUCUUGUCUUCUACUCUACUCUGCUUAUGAGGAGCUAAAUGAUCAAGAGUGGUUGUCAACAGAGCUGUCAAGAUUCAUUAAAACUAUUUUUAGCAUCAAAUAAAUAAUUAAAACUCAACUUCUUAGAAAAAUGAACAUAUGUAUAUAUAAACUGGCAUAAGACAAAUUAAUUAUGACAUUUUGAGAAAAAUGUAUUUGACGUGUAUUGACUUUUUAAGUCAAAUUCACAUUUGUUCACUUCUUGACCUGUACAGCAGCUGGUCAGUAGGGGGAGCUUUAAAUGAUCUGACUUCAUUUUUGGGACGCUAUCAUGUCUUCCAUCUUUAAUACAGUCUAUGGUUAACCUCGUAUAUGUACAAUGAAGAUAUAAUAAUGGAAUAGAAACAAACACAUAAAUGCUACACUACUUGCAUCCCAGUUAAGGAUUAGCUACAGCUGCCCAAGAUCAAGGCUUGGGAUUCCUCUGACUGGCAUCCUGUGGAAUUGCAGUUUUAAUAUCUGUUUUUACUCUCGUGUUAAACCAAGGAGGCCCAGUGUAAUUAAGAAUGCACAGACCUCUUCGUGAUGUACUUUCUGUUGUGUUAUCCUCCAUUGUUUUCUCUGUUGUUGCGAUCCACAAACUGCUUUAAACACUGCUACUGUUCAAACAGUUUCCUUCUUUGCGGCGGCGAUUUUAAUCUGCAACACCACAUCUCAAUCUGUCGAGCUGCAAUAACUUGUCUGCGACUCACAGAUAAGCAAGUGAGAUAGGCGUUUGUAAUUGAUGUUCUGUCAUCGGAGUAACAAGGUGCAUAAAUGCCCCUGAGUAUCCAAGUUAUGUUAAACAGAGCACCCCUGUUUGUUAAAGUGUGCUUUGAAGACUUCUGUAUGUCUCUGACUCUGUCCUUGUUUUUUUCCAAUUAAAAUUUUCAUUGUGUGAAUAAUCUCUGUUCAUAUGCAACAAUAUGAUUUCCUUGAAAGACACUUAACACCCUGGGGUGUUUGUGUGAAAGCUGAUGUGGGUGUGUGGGUUUGAAUCUGACUCAUGCCAUCCAUACAAUAGACAGAGCUCCUUGUCUCCUCUCCAUAAGUCCUGCUG